GGAGGGUUGCGUGAUAUCACGAAGAGCGCUGGGAAAGGAAAGUUUUUCUUUCUCCUUUUACUACGUCACGUGUGAACGAAAUAAGUUUUAACAACGAGAAUGGGUCCAAUUUGCUGUUUUUCCAUCUUCUCCUUCGGUGUUUUCAAGUAUAUUUUAUCAUAUUAUAGGAAAAAAAUUCACAAUAUUAUGACGUUAGUAGCUCCUUUAAAGUCCUCGUUAUCCUUUAUCAGGUACAGAUUGCUCUUGGUACGGUUCGUGUAAUUGGCCUUUGGCAAAGUUCGACCUUAUUGUUAGGGUGCACUGUACACGUGAUAGUCAAGUGGUUUGCCAAAACAGAAAUACGACAGGCAAGCAUUUCAAGAACUCUUGCGAAAUUGACCAAUAUGCCUUCGAAUCUAUUUCUAAGGAAGUCUCAAUACCCAGUAAACACUAAAAAAAAACACUGUACACGAGUGGUUAGUAACAAGUAAUGCGUAUAAUGCAAAUAAUGCCAGAGGGAAAAUGUGAAUCGAUUAUUAGUUUUAUUCUAGAACAUAAUAUUAGCCUUACUGACCCCUUCAGCAAGUCACUGACUUUUCUAUUGUUGGCUAAUCAACGUACAUUCUCUUCUAUCUGGACGGUCACAUAUACGAAAAGAAUCAUAUUUGUUGCGCGUUACAAAUCGGCAUUUAUCGGAGGACAGCUAUGAGCCCUUGGGGAUGAUUGGAGAAAAAAUCUAAGAAGACGAACCUCGCAUAGUCUCAAUAUCAACAGAUUUUGUAUGGUUUCCUGCCACGUUUUUACAGCCGCAGUUGCUUCGGAGUCUUGAUUUCCUUAGCAUGAAUGGAAACGAAGAUCACACAGAAGAUAUUAGAGACGUUUUCUCAGGAUAUCUCGAAGAGUUAGAUCCCGAUGGACUUCUCCUCUCAAACUUGUAUGAAUGUUUCUCCUCCGACGAGAAAGUCAUGGCGGACGGGUACAUGGAGGGGACAGGGCAGUUAAAUUUUGGAUUUUCAGCAGAUUUUACAGCAAACCUGUCUUUGAAUCCAGGACUGCAAUGCAAUGGAAUCUUGGGCUUUCCUCUAGAAGGACAAGGCACAUCAGUUGGGCACCCAAUUGACAUUCCCAAUUUUGGAGGACAGCACCAAAGCAAGAACUUCCCUAUGACCCCACCAGAUUCUGAUGGACCAGACUCCCCAGAUGUAAACCAAGUUCUGCUGCCUAAUACACCAGGAAAUCAUCACAUUAUGCUAUCAUCAAUUUCCCACUCUGGAGGAAGGCAGCCACAGCAAGGAUGUCCCUUGAGUAGCUCUGAGGAAUUGCCAUUACAGUCUAUCAGCGUCUCUGAGCCAAGAAGGAAGAGGAAGAGAGAUUCAGAGAGUAGUGAAACAUUAACAACAAACAGAAUGUCAUCAUUGAGGCUUAAUUCUUUGAAAUCAGAGCCAGAUGACUACUGCUUGGAUGGUAGUGGCUCAGAUUACCUUGACUCUCCUGAUCCUUUUACCACCACGGCCACACCUGAGCUCGAAAACUACCAAUGCCUAAAGUGGUCGCCCCACAAAACAGAUGAAUGCUGCAGCAUGUUUGAUGACUCUUCCCAAAUGAUUCCUCCACCUCAGUUUAGAGUAGAUGCUGACAAAGGUUUCAAUUACUCUUUUGUGGAUGAAGCUUUUGUUUGUCAAAAGAAAAAUCACCUCCAGAUAACAGCCUUCGUGAACCUUCAAUCUGCCCAAACACCCAAAUAUGUCCAAGGAGAGCAAAAAGAAUUAAGACGAAUUGACAAGUUUCGGCUAUGCAUUUAUGGAAUUAAGAUGGAAUCUAAAGCCAGUCAAAUUGGUGUUGAACAAUCUCAAGCUGACAGAAGCAAGAGACACUAUGAACCACUGCAAUUUGACAUUUCACCAAAAGAACAAACAAAGAUUACAGUUGGAAGACUGCAUUUCAGUGAAACAACAGCAAACAAUAUGAGAAAGAAAGGGAAACCAAAUCCUGAUCAGAGAUACUUCCUGCUUGUUGUUGCUGUGUAUGCUCAUGCCAAAAACAAGGAAUUUUUAGUGUGUGCAAAUGUGUCAGAAAGGAUCAUUGUUAGGGCUUCAAAUCCUGGCCAGUUUGAGAAUGACAUGGAAGUUGUUUGGUCAAGAGGGCAAACGACAGACUCAGUUUACCGAAUGGGUCGUGUUGGAAUCAACACUGACAGGCCAGAGGAAGCAUUAUCAGUUCAUGGGAAUCUAAAGGUCACUGGUCGCCUUGUGCAUCCAUCGGACAUAAGAGUCAAGGAGAGCAUAGAGGAGGUGGAUACCAGAGAGCAACUUAGAACUAUUUCCAGAAUCAAUCUUUACAAAUACCGCUUCAGUCGCGAGUAUUUAGAGCACGCAGGUUUAAGAGCAAGUGACUCUGAGGGGGAGGACACAGGGGUUCUGGCACAGGAAGUAAAAGAAGUCUUACCAGAGGCUGUGAAGGAAUCAGAAGAUGUCAUUUUACCUGAUGGAAAAAUGAUUGAGAGAUUUUUGGUUGUUAAUAAAGAAAGAAUCUUCAUGGAAAAUGUUGGUGCGGUCAAAGAGCUUUGCAAACUGACGGACAAUCUGGAGGUUAGAAUAGACGAGCUGGAAACAAUAAAUCAAAAAUUACAAAGAAAACGCUGUGAUACCGUUAGCACGUUCAGUAGUUUGAGCUUGUCGAGGUGUAGUUCUUUCAGAGCAUCGAUCAGCAGCAAGAAGCCAACUCCAGAACGAAAAAAGAGAUGCCAUCAUCACCAUUACUGCCACUAUCAUCAUCACCACUGCGCAUGUAGGCCUCACGGAGUUGUUCAUGAUGAGCCAGGAUGGUGCUCGCCCAGGUUCAUGCAGAUUGUUGUCGUGUCUCUCAUAUUCGCCGUGGUUCUCUGCGUUGUUGGAAUAACUGUUGUCGUAUCUGUUGGAAAAGGUUCAAUCGAUAAAGACACUAGAAAAGGUUCAAACGGAAAAGACGGAGUCCACGGGGUCAACACGAACAGCACAGAGUCACCCAGUUUGCCAACGAAGAUACCUCCUUUUCCAAACUUUACCUCGAUUACACCAUCUCCGCUUGAAAAUAAGACAGUUUCCUUGACACCACAUUUUAAGAGCUCAACUACGCACGAAAGGAAACGCAGCACAGAGGCUGAAACUUCCCAUACCUUGACUACACACGUCACCUCGACAACACCAAGGCAGACUUCAGUGUCACAUGACAGAAAAUCGCCCGAUACCUCUUCGGCAACUACUCACACGCCCAAGAAUGUCCACGAAACGAGCGAGAGUUACUCUACUCGUAGAAACUCACCAAAAUCGAGGCGAUGCUGUCAACGGAGAAACACUGAUCUACAGGAAAGACUGCUUAGAGACAAACAGGUGUAUUUCGGGAGCCCCACCCAACCCGGGAGUUCGUCCACUGUUCAGUUGCGUGAUCCAGAAGUUCGACUUUUAGAGCGAAAUUACGCCAUCAAGAACGAGAACAGUUCUCAGAAUUCUUCAUAUUACAUUCCAUUCAGCCCCAAUUUACCGCCCCAACUUAUAACUCUUGAGAUCAACUCCUCUGAAACUUCGUUGGUGUUGUUGUGUAACAUGGAUUGCAAUCAAACAGAUGGCUGCAAAGAUAGCACGAAUCCCCCAAUACUUGAUACUGAAAAGAAUCAGAACACAUGGACAACGAGUCACAGAUGGAAGCUUCCUUUUGCUUACUAUUGCCAGAGUACGUUUCAUUUUCGUCUGGUGAAAACGCAAAAUGCCAAUGUUAAUUGUAGCACAGUACUCCUGCCAAGUGGUGCACCAUUUCAGGACUACCAUUUCCAUUUUAUAAGCAAGUGCAGUAGUUAAUGUAACCAGUAGUUAAUGGUAAGCAGUUACGUUGCUUAAAUCUGCCAUUUUCGUUGAAUGCCUACAUGCUAUUUUAUUAUUUUACCGUUCGGGUAUCAAGUUUAUUUGUAGGUUGGGGUCGCUUGGUGUGGUACAGUGUUGUUGCAUAAACUGUUUUUUGUUUAUUUAAUGUUACUUUAUCACUUUGUCAGUAGCACGAUUAUUAGGUUUUUCUGUUGGUUUGGGUCGCUUGAUAUGAUGCAACUUUCUAAUAGCAGCAUUAUUUCUGUAUGAAAACAAUCCCUUUAACCGUGAAAUAACCCUAAAGGGCUUGAAGGGUCAGUUUUUCAAACAAAAUAUAACUUCAAACACGGUUUUUAAAGAAUCUAUGAAUGUAGAAAUUUACCUUUAAAAGUAUAUUGUUCAAAGUAAAUGAAUAUUUUUUUCCGUUUUUAGCUUUAAACCUUUUUAAGCUUGCUAGUCACAAAUGAAAACAACUUUUGAGUCCGUGUAUGCCGAAACUCUGCUGUGUGGGCAUUCAAAUGAAAGCUUUGUGUGGUAGUUCUAGAGGCUCCGCUGUUUUUGGUGCUUAAGAAUAAUUUCUUGAAAAGUCUUCGUAGAUAGGUGUAUAGUUUGGUACCCCUGUAAUGUGUACAAAAAACAACCGGUUUUUGAACUUCGGGAUGUGUUUUUCAUAAUCGGCAAAAGAAACAAAUAAGUCGGCUAAACUAGAUUAUUUUCUUACAUAUCACACUCUAAAAUUUCGAUAAUUUUUCUUAAUUCGAAAGACAAUUGAACCUAAAUGAGUGGUCAGCAAUUGUUGUUAGACACUGUGAUAAAUCUUGGAUAUAUAUCUCCCUCUGUGAAGUUGUAUAUAUUUUUGACGCGACCUUUCAGUCAGAGGCACUAUGCAUUUUAGCAAACUCUUUCGAUUCGCAUGAUUUGUUUCAAAUCUGCAUUUAUAUGUGUUAGUGUUUUAUUGUAUAACCAUACAUUGGUGUCACUUUUUCUAUGAUCGGCUAAAAGCACGGAGGUUUUUCCAGCUGGCACCGUGUUCGUUACGCCAUUCGUACAGACAAAUGAUUUUACACGUGUAAUAGUGACGUCUCACGUUCAGACAUAAGUUUUAAAGCGUGGUUUAUAUAGGACAAUUCUCGCUCGCUUCUUAGAGAGGAUAAUUAAAGCGUUAUAGUGUAAGACUUUGGUAUCAUUUUCCUACCUGUUUACUGAAUAGAUAUUGUAGUCAAACCUUAGAAGUUUCCAAGAAGAUUAGUUACAUGUAUUCAAGGUUACUAUAUAACCAGGUAUUAGGACUAUGUAUGGAUUUGCCCCAAAAUCAUCGAAACAAUUUCCCAUCCGGGAUUCUCCUAUGCAAGAUAGAAACCGCUCGCAUUUUGCAAGCCUCCUUUGUUAACCUGGCACUUAAUCUUGUAGUAACUUACUAGGAAAAUUCAUUGUUUCAAUUUACGAUGUUUUUAUCCUAGACACAACAGUUUUUCAUUCGUAUCCCAAUAUAUCAUUCGUACAGUAAAUUAUAUAGCAGCAAUGUUACGAAAUUUAUCGAAAUUUUAUGAUUAAUCUACGUAACGAAAGAAUGGCGGUUUUAUUGAUUAAGCACAAACCAAGGAGUUCAAAAGCAAACCAAAGGCAUUUUGUAAGUCAUUGUUGUCAGUCAAAUUUAACAUAUCAAGUGAUAUCACUGGUGUUUGGUCACCCAUUCCCAGAGUUCCUCGCGGCGAGGAUAUAUUUUGUGAUAGUUUUUGUCCCAUGGAACAUCGAACAAUUUCUAAAAUAACACAACAAGUUAACAAGCAUUUGAACUUCGUGGUUCUCAUAAUUUUAUAAACGGCCUGAAAAUUUCUAUCGUAAAAAAUAAUUCAUCAAUUAAUCAAAGAAGCAUCCAUUGCUUGGCCCAGUACCUGCUCGUUUCUAUUUUGAGCAAGGGGCCUGAUUUAGCUUUGGUGUAGGAUUUCAUAAAACUGUCUCCAGUUAAUGUCUCAAAAUUCCACUUUUGUUCAACAUGCGUUCAUUGCUUUUUCCAAGUGGAAUUUUAAUGCAAUCAAAUGGUCCGUCUAAGUGAAUAUUAUGUCGAUACACCAGAUAUAUGGUAAAUUUUAUACGCGUUAUAAAUUGAGUGGAGAAAAAAAUUGAAAGUCAGACAUUAACAGUAAAUAAAUUGCAUCAGAAACGUCAAUUUGAAUUAAGUAACAUAGAAUUGUACAGAACGAAUUUUACAAAUAAAUUAUGAUUCAUGAAUUUUAACAAGA
Stylophora pistillata is the source of this 6058-nucleotide messenger RNA. RefSeq names its product myelin regulatory factor. The record is from RefSeq and is a predicted model, not a curated record. NCBI's taxonomy places the organism in Eukaryota, Metazoa, Cnidaria, Anthozoa, Scleractinia, Pocilloporidae. Gene Ontology annotation, cellular component: endoplasmic reticulum membrane; nucleus. Gene Ontology annotation, biological process: protein autoprocessing; positive regulation of DNA-templated transcription. Gene Ontology annotation, molecular function: sequence-specific DNA binding; DNA-binding transcription factor activity.